AUGUCUGGAUCUUCGCGUCCAUCCACUCUAAACUCGCCCACUUUGGAUUCGGAUUUGGAGAAACAUCUUCUACCAAUAACUUCUCAUCCAUCAAGUCACCAAUCAGAAAGUCAACAUGAUUCAAAAAGCGAAACCGUUGUGGUAUUCCCCUUCCGAACACUUCAACUGCAGAGGAUAGCCGAACUGCAAGAUAAGCUGCUCGAGAUAUCUGGGUUGAAUUUGAAGACUGUGACUGCGGAUGAAAAAGAAGCUAUUGACAUGACUUUAACACGCUACGCGCAGGCUAUACGUGAUUAUGACACGUUAUCCGAAAAUACCCUCUUUACUAUUCCAUCUAACGCUACAUUCGUCGGUGCUUUGGGUGGUAUGGUGCCACCACACGGUGGCAUUCACUUCAAGUCGACGAUAGCUUCUCUUCUGAAAAGUACCGACACUAUCAGAGCUGCUUGGUUCACAGCGGGCGUUGACGAUGCCUAUGCUCGGCUGAGCCCCGACAAAAGAAACAUUCACUUACCCAUUAGUAAUCUGAUAGGAAACAUAGGUGUCCGCGAACUAGGUCAAGAGGGGCAAAUCCGUCGAGCUCAACAGAAAGCAUUCACAGCACGAUUGGUCUUUGCUCUGCUGGGAGGCGUGGCCCUUAUUGGUCCUGUCCUCAUCAUGACACUUCACACGUCAACGAGCACAAAUCUCAUUACCAUAUCAAUUGCAACAUUCAUCUUUGCUCUAGUCAUGGCGCUUUUUGCGACUGAUGUAGAGGGAAAGGAUGUACUCGGCGCUACUGCUGCCUAUGUUGCAGUAUUGGUGGUGUUCAUUGGAACAAGUUUGCCAGCAAAUACUAAAUAA
Molecule: messenger RNA, 843 nt
Organism: Trichoderma virens Gv29-8
Lineage: Eukaryota; Fungi; Ascomycota; Sordariomycetes; Hypocreales; Hypocreaceae
Exons: 2
Coding region: 1-843 (280 amino acids)
Source: RefSeq, a predicted model, not a curated record